This is a messenger RNA of Sebastes umbrosus (honeycomb rockfish), 3392 nucleotides long. Its product is annotated as cell wall protein AWA1-like. The record is from RefSeq and is a predicted model, not a curated record. Gene Ontology annotation, molecular function: metal ion binding; RNA binding. The transcript has 10 exons. Lineage: Eukaryota; Metazoa; Chordata; Actinopteri; Perciformes; Sebastidae. Gene Ontology annotation, cellular component: nucleus. Gene Ontology annotation, biological process: negative regulation of DNA-templated transcription. Bases 59 to 3130 code for a protein of 1023 amino acids.
GAAAAACAAGAAGAAGAAGAAGUGACGUUUAUCUGACACCCGGAAGAAGAGCUGAACGAUGCGGGACGGUGGAGGGAUCCAUCCAUGGAUGGAGCGAUGGAGUGAGCGCCAGAGCGAGGGAGUCAUGAAUGAGACUGGGGAGGGUAAAAGAGGCAAUGCCAGAAAGAGGAAAACCCAGCUUGAGCAGACUGGCCCUUAUGAAAAGAAGCAACUUUACCAAGCCCAGUUAACCAGAAGUUAUCCUGCUACAUCCUUCAAAGACAAUGACUUUGGCUUCACCCAAGAACAAGUGAUGCAUAAUCCUAGUGAUAAAACUGGCCACAAUAAAAUGUGUCACAAAGGUCAGAAUUUCACAACUAAAAAUAAGCGUAAUAUGAACAAGCAGCAGCAGCAGAAAAAUCUGCAUCAACAGAAGGAUGGAUGGAGAACUGCCGAUAGAGGUGGAAGCCAUCGGACUAGACCUACUUGGGGAAAAGGUGGAGGACACAGUAAAAAUAAAUAUGACAAGCAGGACAUCCAAGUGGAACCUACAAGGUUCAUGUCACAGGAUUUCAAGGACCAGAAUGCUGUGUUGGUGGACGGGCGGUUAGUGUGUCGACAUUUCCUUUUCGGAAGGUGCAUCAAGGGUGAUGACUGCCAACUGGAACAUAUUGAGGGUUACAACAAUCUUGUCAAAGAAGUGUGCAAAUUCUACAUCCAAGGAGUCUGUACAAAAGGGGAGGGCUGCCCAUACAUGCAUAUGUCCUUUCCUUGCAAGUACUUCCACAGCAAAGGCAAAUGUUAUCAAGGAGCAGAUUGCAGGUUUUCCCAUGAGCCACUCAAUGACGUCACUAACCGACUGUUGUGUGAGGCAUUAAAACGGGAGCAUGACCUCUGUGAACUUAGAAAAAAAGCUGAACAGAAGGCAUCAGGACAGCCAGAGGACACAGAGGAGUCCGAAAUUAUAGAAGCAAAUAGGACCCCAGAUACACUCCUACAAUCACUCAGGCCUAUCUUUUACAACAGCGAAGAGAUAAAUGCUGAGAAGGAAACCUUGGUAUGUCAGACUGACGACCUGGCUGAUGUCAUGGAGGAAGCUGUCCCACCACAAGCAUCAGAUGCUGUCCGGCCUCACAUUCCCCCGUCAAGCAAUCUGAACUAUGAGGAGCCGAUUUGCUAUUCAGUUGCAGCAGUGCUUGGAUCUCAACUAUUCAAACCUUUCCAAAGUUUCUUUACAACUCCAGAAAGUCAAGAAUCUGUCACUUCUGGCUCUACAAGCCAAAGCGAAGCUCCCUACUCUGUGGAUGCUGUUCUCAGGUCCUAUAAAUCAGUGGAAAAUUCAACCUUUGGCCACACACCUACCCCUCCUACACAAACUGUAUCCUAUACGCCAAAAACUGACUUUGAAGAGAUCACUGGUCCUCUGCUGAGCUCAGAAACCCACAACGAGAAGGUCUUGUAUUCGGUUAAUACCAGAAAUGAAGUGAACAAAUCCCAGGAAAGAACAGUCAUGAGCUUGUCAUCCCUCCAAGUGCACACCAGCCUGAUUUCAAAGACCUGCCCUAGUUCCACUCUGGCCUCCAGGGAUUACAAGAAACAAGGUGGCAAUAUGCCAGAACCCCUAAAACCUGCUCAAAGAGCUGCUCAUGAAGUCAAGUUGGAGUUGCUGCUUUCUCCUGUUACUGAGGAAGAGAGGUCUGCAUCCUCCAAAAACAAAGGAGCAAUGAAAGGAAGCAUGCACCUGCCUACGGAUAUUACGUGCUCAGUAAAUUGUAAAAGUAAAGGUGUUAUUCCUUUUGGACGCACUAACCGCAAAAGCAUUUCUUCAAGGCCCGCUGGUCAGACGUCUACCUCCAGGCUGAACACAUCUGACUCACAAGCCUCAAUGAAGCCUUGUUAUCCCUCUUCAGAUUUCACAGAGUUUAAAGGUGGAUCUGCGGUUCCUGUUGACUCUGUCACCUACUUCAUGAAAACAAGUGAUUCUGCAAACUCCGUCAGUUGUCAUUUAGCUGCAAAACAACCCACUAAGAUCCACCUGCACUCCAAAAAGACAACAGCUGGCCUCAAAUGUGGCACACAUCAUCAUUCAACUGCAGUCACAGCAGAGUGUAGCAGUAAAAUGGCACGUUGUGGUGAUUUGGCAGCCGGAUCUAAAAAGACCCUGAAAAGACCCUUUCGUAGCCUUUUCGCAAGCCCCAUUUCUGACGCUCUGCAGCCUAUAGACGAUUCUGUAACAGAUUCCUCUUGUCCUCAAGGCUUCAUUCAAUCCUCCUGUUCCCCACAGUCUGCAGAUUACACAAGUAAUCUUGUUAAAAGAGUGAUUGAACAUGACAAAGCCUCUGCCAGGCCCUUCCUCAGCCUUUUUGCUACUCCUCUCCCAUCCAUAGAGUCUCUGGAGCAUUCCAGGAUUUCCUCUUGUUCUCAACAUUCAAACCAGUUUGUUAAAAAUACAUCUCAGUUAUCAAACUCCAAACAAAGGGCUUCUAAUUUAGAGCCACCUCUCCCAGGCCAAGCUGAUUACAAAGAAAUCCCUCAUGCGCUAAGAUUCCCCAAUCUUUCUGGUAAUCCUAAAAUAGGAAAUGAAGACAAUUCAAAGGAGCAUGUAAAUCAAGCUACAGAGCAGCUGGUGAAUCCCGUCUGUAGCCUUGUGUCGGAUUCUCUCAGUCCAACUCCUUGUGGUAACAGUCCAUCUACAACCCAUGCUCAUCAGCCGCUGCCCGACAUCUCAUCCCACAAAGGAUCCGUAGUAGCAGCCACUGCAAAUUCAGUUCUGAAGACACUCUUUCUGAGCCUGGGCCCGUACCAAGAGGAUGGAGAGCAACAGGAUAGUAGAUCACAUCAGUGUCCCUGCAGACUCCCAGUCCAACAGUCGACUGAAAACAUAGUUGCAAACUCAACAGAGCACCAGCACGCUCUUCAGACUCCACACAUUUCCGUCAGCAGUCCAGGAAUGACUGAACCUCAGGUGACAAAUUCACCUGGCACAACCAACAUGCCAUGCAAACCAGUGGCGCCGCUGAUGCAGCAUCGCACCAGACCAAGACAGAAGCCCACAUCAGAGGAAGGAAUGUGUGUAAAUGGGGACGUGGUGGCCACACCAUUCAAGGACCUUUUCAAGACUUUAGACACCACCGUUUUCCACGGACAUUAACGUUGGAUGACUUUUAUGUUAAAUCACACUAAUAAUCUUCUUAUGCUUGUGCUUCUUUGUACACACUGAUCUGUGUGUUCUAGGAAAGUAAAAUCAUUCCAUGUGGGGCUUUAAAGAGGUGGCAAACUAGUCACCGCUGAUCAAAUAUGAAUCAAUAUUGUGUUACUGUAAUGCCUAUUUCUCUUCUCAAAUGUUCUCAGAAUCUUCUUGUAGUGUACUGUUUAGCUGUAAAAUGAGAAAGUUUGUUGAGAUCAGUUGAGGA